CAAUUGCGUAAUCAUACUGCGGCACCAGUUUCUCCACCCCCCGCCCCUGAGUGGCUGGAGCAGCUGCUUGUGGAGGUCUGCCCACUGCGGCUCUCUGCAGUCUCUAGCCUGUUCCUUCAGGGCCUAGAGGCGGCCUUGAGUCUCCGCCCAGACAGCCGGAUUCAAUUCUGCUAUCCCAGCUUCAGCACCGCCUUUUAUCCCCUCUUCCAUCACUGCUGCAGUCCAGCCGCCGCUGCCUCUUGGUCCAUCUCCGCCUGAUCGUCGUGCAUCUGCUAUAUUGGUGAGUCUUCCUGCGGAGGUCGGGUCUCCUGAUCUGCCGGCUUAGCCACCAUAAUAAGUGCAGGCGAUCUUUUGAAAACAAUGGCCGAGUCAGCUGAACACAAGGAACUGUCUGAAUCUAACCAAGAAGAGCUUGGUAGCCAGGUAAUGGCGGAGGGGCCCGGGGGAAGUCAGGACCGCGGUGAAGGUGCCUCCAUUGAGCCUGGAGAUGGCGGGCAACAUGGUGAAGAAACCAUGGCUGCUGGAGUAGGGGAAGAGGGAAAAGGAGAAGAAGCUGCUGCAGGGUCUGGGGAAGAUGCUGCGAAAUGCGGAGGUACUGAUGAGGACUCAGACCGUCCAAAAGGACUUAUCGGUUAUCUUUUAGAUACCGAUUUUGUUGAAAGUCUCCCAGUGAAAGUUAAAUACCGAGUGUUAGCUCUUAAAAAGCUUCAAACAAGAGCUGCCCAUUUGGAAUCCAAAUUCCUGAAGGAAUUUCAUGACAUUGAAAGGAAAUUUGCUGAAAUGUAUCAACCCUUACUAGAAAAAAGACGACAGAUCAUCAAUGCAGUCUAUGAGCCCACAGAAGAGGAAUGUGAGUAUAAAUCGGACUGUGAGGACUAUUUUGAGGAGGAAAUGGAUGAAGAGGAAGAGCCCAACGGCAACGAAGAGGGCAUGGUGCAUGAAUACGUGGAUGAAGAUGAUGGUUAUGAGGACUGUUAUUAUGAUUAUGAUGACGAUGAUGAAGAGGAGGAGGAGGAAGAAGAUGACAGCACUGGGGCUACCGGAGGAGAAGAGGCAAACGAAGAGGAUCCUAAGGGGAUUCCGGAUUUUUGGUUGACUGUUUUAAAAAAUGUUGAAGCACUCACUCCUAUGAUUAAGAAGUAUGAUGAGCCGAUUCUGAAGCUGCUGACAGAUAUUAAAGUGAAGCUUUCGGAUCCUGGCGAGCCUCUCAGCUUCACCCUCGAAUUUCACUUCAAGCCCAAUGAAUAUUUUAAAAAUGAGCUGCUGACAAAGACUUAUGUGCUGAAGUCAAAGCUUGCAUGCUACGAUCCCCACCCUUAUAGGGGAACUGCAAUCGAGUAUGCCACUGGCUGCGACAUAGAUUGGAACGAAGGGAAGAACGUCACUUUGAGAACCAUCAAGAAGAAACAGAGACAUCGCAUCUGGGGAACUGUCCGAACUGUGACUGAAGAUUUUCCCAAGGACUCUUUCUUCAAUUUCUUCUCUCCUCAUGGGAUCAGCUUAAAUGGAGGGGAUGAAAAUGAUGAUUUCUUACUUGGUCAUAAUUUGCGUACUUACAUAAUUCCGAGAUCAGUGUUAUUUUUCUCAGGAGAUGCACUUGAAUCUCAGCAGGAGGGUGUAGUUAGAGAAGUUAAUGACGAAAUUUAUGACAAAAUUAUUUAUGAUGAUUGGAUGGCUGCAAUUGAGGAGGUUAAAGCCUGUUGCAAAAAUCUUGAGGCAUUAGUAGAAGACAUUGAUCGUUAAAGCAGAGUAAAUGCUUCUGAAAUUAACUGCUCCACAUGCAGUUACUGGUGACAUAAGCAGUUAAUAUUGUCUUGUGUUCUGCAUUUUUUCUUGUCAUGCCAGUUUAAAAAUUCAAAUACUAAUUAAUCUGAUCUUGCAUUGUAGUGGUAUGAUGUUUUCAAGACAUAUAGACUGUGAUAAAUGAUUAAAUGCAUUAAUAUAGUGUGUAGUAUAAUUCUUCUGAAGUCUUUGUGCCAUGUAUCUAUUAAUCUGUGGCUGUGAAUAUUACUAGAAGUGCUAAAUGAUAUUAUUUGUUUGCAAAGAAAAUAUUGGAAACCUACCUAAGGCUGCUUUGCUAUUUUUCCCUUAUCUUAGUGCUUUAGCCAAUAGACUCAAUUUUAUUGUGCCUGCUUCAUUUUGCAGUAAAUAUGCUAUAGAAUUAAAACUUGAAUGCCCAAGAGGCCUGCAUAUGGUUGAGAAUUUCAGACAAAAUCAUAUUUAUUAAUGAUAACAGCUAGUGCAAAGCUUCUGAUUGUAUGUGACUGUGAUAAAUAAUAAAACUCAGUUUGAGAAUUUCAGACAAAAUCAUAUUUAUUAAUGAUAACAGCUAGUGCAAAGCUUCUGAUUGUAUGUGACUGUGAUAAAUAAUAAAACUCAGUUGUAUUGAAAUUACUGUUUAUCAUUGAUGUAUGAGUUACAGUAUUUUCAAAUGUUGCAAAUAUUGUCCUGUGUAAUUGUGUAAACUGUGAUUACAGUGUACAUUUUUCUUUCAUAAUAUACUGAAUCAUUCAUUGAAAUGGACGCUUCACCAUUUCUGAAAAUAUGUUUCAUAUUCUGUUCAUUCGCUGAAAAAUAAAAUGAAUAAAAAUUU
This is a messenger RNA of Arvicanthis niloticus (Nile rat), 2593 nucleotides long. It is a transcript of the gene Nap1l2, whose product is annotated as nucleosome assembly protein 1 like 2. The record is from RefSeq and is a predicted model, not a curated record. Gene Ontology annotation, cellular component: nucleus. Gene Ontology annotation, biological process: nucleosome assembly. NCBI's taxonomy places the organism in Eukaryota, Metazoa, Chordata, Mammalia, Rodentia, Muridae.